Podarcis muralis (Common wall lizard) is the source of this 959-nucleotide messenger RNA. NCBI's taxonomy places the organism in Eukaryota, Metazoa, Chordata, Lepidosauria, Squamata, Lacertidae. The record is from RefSeq and is a predicted model, not a curated record.
GUGGAAUACUUAACAGAUUCUCAAAGGAUAUAGCAAUAUUGGAUGACCUACUACCACUUACAAUAUUUGACUUCAUCCAGUUAAUGCUCAUUGUGAUUGGUGCUAUAGCAGUAGUAUCAGUCAUACAACCCUACAUCUUCCUGGCAUCUGUGCCUGUGAUAGGAGCCUUUGUUAUGUUAAGAGCAUACUUCCUGCACACUUCUCAGCAGCUGAAACAACUGGAAUCUGAAGCAAGAAGUCCAAUUUUCACACAUCUUGUUACAAGCUUAAAGGGGCUUUGGACACUCAGAGCUUUCGGACGACAACCUUAUUUCGAGACGUUAUUUCAUAAAGCCCUGAACUUGCACACAGCGAACUGGUUCCUUUAUCUGUCUACAUUACGUUGGUUCCAGAUGAGGAUAGAAAUGAUUUUUGUUGUCUUCUUCACUAUUGUGACCUUUGUUUCUAUUCUAACUACAGGUAACGGGGAAGGAACAGUUGGCAUUAUUCUUACACUAGCCAUGAAUAUUAUGGGAACCUUGCAGUGGGCCGUGAACUCAAGUAUAGAUGUAGACAGUCUGAUGCGGUCAGUGAGCCGAGUAUUUAAGUUUAUUGAUAUGCCAACAGAAGAAUCCAAAACUGCACCGUCUUUGAAAAAUGGAGAGCUUUCACGCACCCUCAUAAUUGAGAAUAGGCAUGCAAAGGAAAAGACUGUCUGGCCAUCUGGCGGGCAAAUGACAGUGAAGAAUCUCACGGCCAAGUACAUAGAUGGAGGACUGGCCAUACUCGAAAAUAUUUCCUUUUCAAUAAGUCCAGGACAAAGGGUGGGUCUUUUAGGAAGAACUGGCUCAGGGAAAAGUACACUGCUCUUUGCUUUUUUAAGACUCUUGACCACAGAAGGAGAUAUUCAAAUUGAUGAUGUCUCCUGGAACACCGUCUCUGUGCAGCAGUGGAGAAAAGCGUUUGGAGUAAUACCUCAG